CAAAGAAAGGAAGAGAAGGAGGGAAAGGGGCUGAGUAGUUGCAUAGUGAAAGGAAAUGCAUAACAUCCAGCAGCACAAAAUAGCCCAGCUGAUGAGAAGUACACAGGCAGAGGAAAACACACAUGCAUGUAGGCUAGCAAGCUGAAAAUUUGCUAGCCUAGGAAUGAGAGAGUAAAAGAGAGACCCAGAUAGACAGAUAUAGAGAGAGAAGGUUAGAGAGAACAGAUGAGCAGUCAGAAAGGGAUUGAUGACAGUUUGCAUAGUGUGGGACAGGAACUGAAGCUGAGAUCAGACACCAGCUCAACAACCAAGAAAGCCACACCGGAGGAGCAACAGGAGAUAAAACUGAGAUUAAAUGGUGUAAAUGACGCUCUGGAAUAAACUGUAAGAUUAGUGCUUUUGCGUGGAUCACAAGCCAAAGAGAGGAUGAGUGCCUGUGAGCUCUGUGCUGGUUAAGGAUCUCAUCAAGACAUUAAGCUGCAUGUCAGGAGGCGGGGUUUUAACGAUAUGGCUCGCUAUUUGCUCUGCUGGGGAGGCGGAGCAUUGGAGGAUCCAUACCUGUAUACUCCCUUGCCAGAUGUUUAUCGGGAACGAGCAUCAGGACUUAUCUCACAAUCUGACCACGAGGAGGCACAGUGCUUGGCACUGGGCAGCAAUGUCAACAUUGUCAAUGGUAGCCAGGCUGGCCUGCAGGCUGCCAAACUGCUGGCCAAACGCCUCUACAACCUGGACGGCUUCAGGAGAUCCGACAUUGCAAGACACCUGAGUAAAAAUAAUGAUUUCAGUAGGAUGGUGGCAGAGGAGUACCUGAGUUAUUUCAACUUUGCAGGCAUGAGUGUGGAUCAGGCUCUGAGAGUUUUCCUGAGAGAGUUUGCUCUUAUGGGUGAGACACAGGAGAGAGAACGAGUGCUGUCCCAUUUCUCCAGAAGAUACCUCCAGUGCAACCCAAACACUAUACCAAAUGAAGACAGUGUCCACACUCUGACCUGCGCUCUGAUGCUGCUGAACACAGACCUACAUGGCCAUAACGUGGGGAAGAGGAUGUCAUGUGUGCAGUUCAUAGGCAACCUGGAGGGGUUAAAUGAUGGGCAGGAUUUCCCCAAAGACGUCCUCAAGGCACUCUAUAACUCCAUCAAGAAUGAGAAGUUGCAGUGGACAAUUGAUGAAGAGGAAGUGCGUAAAUCUGUGUCAGAGCUGGCCGACAGCAGGACAGACUCUGCGUCCUACACUCUGAAGAGGAUUACUAGUGGCGGGGCUCCUCUAGUGUCUCUGGCUCAGCAGUCCAACACUCAGGUCUACAAGAAAGGCUUCCUCGUGCGCAAAGUUCACGCCGACCCCGAUGGCAAACGGACGCCUCGAGGUAAGAGAGGAUGGAAGACAUUUUAUGCCAUCCUGAAAGGACUGGUCCUUUAUUUGCAGAAGAGUGAAUAUGGCACUCAUAAGCAGCUGUGUGAUGAGGAUCUGAAGAAUGCUGUGUCCAUCCACCACUCUCUGGCUAUGAAGGCAGCAGACUACAGCAAGAGACCCAACGUGUUUUACCUGCGCACUGCUGACUGGAGGGUCUUCCUGUUCCAGGCCCCCAAUGCGGAGCAGAUGCAGUCCUGGAUCACGCGCAUCAACACAUUGGCAGCCAUGUUCUCUGCCCCUCCCUUUCCAGCAGCCAUUGGCUCACAGAAAAAGUUUAGCCGGCCUCUUCUACCGGGCUCCACCACCAAACUGUCCCAGGAGGAGCAAGUGAAAUCCCAUGAAAUGCGCUUCAGAUCUGUCUCCUCUGAGCUGCAGGAGCUGCGCUCUAUUCUUCAGGAGCGGAAGCCCAAGGGGAAGGAGCAAGAAGAGGCCAAGCAGCGAGAGGAGUUCCUGGAGUUUGAGAAAACCCGCUAUGGGACGUAUGCCAUGUUACUGAGAGCGAAGAUUCGCAUGGGUGAGUCGGAUCUGACGGCAUUCGAGGCUCGUUUGUUUACUGAUGGCACUCUGCAGCGGACCAGCUCCAGCCCCACGCUGGCACAUGACACCAGCCACGCUAGCGCCAGCAGCUGCAGUUCCAGAAGUAAGAAGAGCAGCCGAAGUGAGGGCCAGAGACACAAGCCAGCCGUGAAACAGUGAGUCCACUAUCCAGAGCACUUGAUAGCUGCUUUAUGGUGCUUCUGAUCCAGACUGAAAGGCUGAGAAGAGCAUCGAUAUGAGGGGGAAAAAAUGGCAGUUUGUGCACUACACUGCAGUGGCCGCACACGUCGUGCACUCGGAGGUGAUCCAAGAUCGAAGCUGGGUAUGAUUAGUCGCCUCGCUUCCUCAUGAAAGCAUGUUUUUGUGGCCAGUGAAUGCAAAACAGGCCUACAGAGGGCAGAGGAGUGUGAAUAUAGCCAUCCUCCCUUUAUCUUUAUUACCUUUUUAGCCUGGCUUUAUACUUCUCUUAGCUUAACAUAUAUGCUGUAUAGAAGGCAUAGACUACUUAAAGCUUUUUGUGCAUCUUUUUUUUUUCCUUAUCAAACAACAUGCCCACACAAGCCAAGUACAAGACUAUCCACCACAAUGGAUUUGAAGACAGUGUUUGAAGACAAAAUCUGAGCCUCUUUGUUACCUUACGUGGAAGCACAUGCAUUAUCACAGAGGUAAUUUCCUUUUUUUGAUUACUAGAAGUUGUGUCCCAAAAUGUUUUUUUCUUUUCCAAUUUUCUUGCUUGAACAUACCUUUGGAUAGGAUAAUGUACGUGUAUAGAUCUUUUGAAAUCAUGUUUCGAGCAUGCUUGUGAUGUAAAGACAAUCAGUUCUCUCUUUGCAUUCCCAGUGUAUGUAUUGUAUUUUUAUUUAUUUAAUUUUUUUUUACCUGAAAGCACACUACAGCUCGCAAAAAUUAAUAGUUUAGAGGCAUGGUUCUCAAAGGGGGGUCUGUGAACCCCCAGGGGUCCACAAAGUAUAGCCAGGGGGUCUGUGAUGUUUUUUGUUUGUUUUAUUUUGUUACAAUGAUUGAAAUCACCACCCGCUAUUACAAAAAUUAUUAUAUUUAUUAUUGAUUUCUUAGUGUUAUUCUUGCCAGUCCCCUCCAAAUGUAUUGGACUGGCAAGGACAAUUCUAAUUUUUUUUUUUUUUUUUUUUUUUUUGCAAUACAUUGAAGACAUUUGGGUUUGACAUCAAAACACGAAUAUGACAUGAUAGAUCAGAAUUUCAGCUUUUUUUUACAGCUAGAUUUACAUCUAGAUGUGUUAAACACCUUUUGUUUGAACCAACUCAUUUUUUCAAGUGAUCAAAAAAAUACUGGAACAUGUGACUGAGGUGUUUCUUGCUGCCCAGGUGUGCUCUGUUAAAUUGAUUGUUUAAAGAAUGAAUGGCUCUGAAUGUCUACUCUUGGUUUGAGCCCUAUGUUGGUAAAAAGGAUAAACCAACAUGAAGACCAGAGAGCUGUCUAAGGGAGAAAAGCAAGGCAUUCUGAAGGCGAGAAAAAUUGAUCAAAGCCAUUGUACAAGCAUUGGGCAUAGCCAAUACAACAAUUUGGAAUGUCCUGAAAAAGAAAGAAACCAUGGUGUAUGAACAACCUGACAUGGAACAUGCCAAGGAAAACAACAGCAAUUGAUGACAGAAACGUUGUGAGAGCUGUGAAGAAAACCUCCAAAACAACAGUUAGUCACCAACAACCUCCUACAACCUCUACAGGGCAGGGGUGAAGGUAUCACAAUCCACCAUUCAAAUAAAAUAUAGAGGCCAUACCAUAAAAUGCAAACCACUCAUCAGCAGUAAGAAUCAGAAGGCUAAAUUGGAAUUUGCAAAGAAAUACAGAGAUGAGCCACAAAAGUUCUGGAACCAGAAUUAACCUCUAUCAAAGUGAAGGAAAGACCAAAUGAUCUGCUCAUAAUCCAAAAUGAUCUGCUCAUAAUCCAAAAGGAUCUGCUCAUGAUCCAAAACAUACGAGUUCAUGGUGGAGGUAGUGUCAUGGUUUGGGCUUGCACGGCUGAUUCUGGAACAGGCUCCCUAAUCUUUAUUGAUGAUGUAACUCAUGAUGGUAGCAGCAGAAUGAAUUCAGAAGUCUCCAGAAGUCUUUCUGUCCUCCAAUUUACAGAGAAAUGCAUCCAAUCGAAUCGGGAGGAACUUCAUCAUGCAGCAAGACAAUGACCCAAAACACACAGCCAACACAACAAAGGAUUUCAUCGGGGGGGACAAGUGGAAGUUUUUAGACUGACCAAGUCAAUCACCAGACCUUAACCCAAUUGAGCAGCAUUUCACUUCCUGAAGAGGAGACUGAAGGGGAGAAGAGGAGAGGAGACACCACCCAAAACAAACAACAACUGAAAGAAAAGAAUAAUGCAACAGUUAGGUGAUGUCAUUGGAUCACCGGCUUGACGCAGUUAUCGCAAGCAAAGGAUAAGCAACCAGAUAUUAAGUGUUAUUUAAUUUAGGACUAUCUGUUUUUAUGC
Ictalurus furcatus (blue catfish) is the source of this 4405-nucleotide messenger RNA. It is a transcript of the gene psda, whose product is annotated as pleckstrin and Sec7 domain containing a. The coding region runs from base 508 to 2103 and encodes 531 amino acids. The record is from RefSeq and is a predicted model, not a curated record. Gene Ontology annotation, biological process: regulation of ARF protein signal transduction. The transcript is spliced from 13 exons. NCBI's taxonomy places the organism in Eukaryota, Metazoa, Chordata, Actinopteri, Siluriformes, Ictaluridae. Gene Ontology annotation, molecular function: guanyl-nucleotide exchange factor activity; phospholipid binding; protein binding.